GGGAACGAGGUCACCACGUUGCACAAAUCACAAUCACAUCCCCUAUCGCAGCCUCCACAUGCAUUCAGAUCCAACGGAUUAAUCCCUCGAAGGAGCUCAGGAAAACUCCAAACAAAGCCAAACGCCUCGAGGCUGUCUUCGAAGUCCAAAAUCAAAGGCACGAUCGCAAAGAAGGCAUCUUCUUCCAAAAAGAAGUCUGUUGUCCUAAGCGAAGAUUUUAAUCUUGACAAUGAUUACAAUCAUGAAAACAUUGACGCAUACAACGAUGAUGAGGACGACGAUGUCGCCUCGGGACACUUCCCCGCAUUCGUCUCGUCGUCGGCAAUGUCGACGUCAUCAUCAUCAGACUCGGAUACAUCAUCUACAGGACUUGACACGGAUUCAUCGAUGGAGGCAGAAGAAGAAAGCUAUAUAUUAACAGAAGAAAGACGUCAAAACAAAGCUCGUGUCCGUCGAGAGCUAUUGGGUGAGGAGGGAAACAAGCGUAAAGACCCCCACAACAACUGGGUUAUACGCCCUCGGAAGAGGAGUGUCGGACUGAGUGAUGUCGAUAUGGAGAGCGACAGUGAUGACGCGACAGAAGGCGACGAGGAGGCGGAGGAUGAAGAAGAGGAAGGAGACGAUGAAGACGAAGACGUGGAUGGCCAGAGUUCGAGUGUUGCUUAUGCCGGAGUUGCUACCGGGUGGUCGGAAGACGAUGAAUCAACUUUCGACGCCGACAUUUUUUUCGCAAAUCUUUCAGACAUAGGUUCAGACGACGGUUCCUCUACCAAUGAUGAGGCCGGUCUUCAAUCAGACACGAUUCCUGACGAGAGCGCCGCCGCCGACAUCAUCAGCAGUAUCCAACGGAGUAUGGAUUUCGAAGUGACGGAGGGCUGGGAUGGUCAAAUUGUCUUCACAAAUGGCUUAAGUGAGGGUCAAGGCAUGGUUGACAUAGACUUCGAGACAAGCGCAGCUCAAUUGGUGGCGGAAGAUAGUGCAACUGUGAGCCAAGACAGUGAUGUCAGCAUGCACUCAACAGACGAAGAAGACGGUGAAUAUGAGGAGGGUGAAUGCGAACUGGGUGAAAGUGACGGUGAAACUACCGAGGAGGAACUCGUCGAUGAAAAUGGACUUCCCACUUCACAUGCCAUGACGCUCUUCCGUUGGCCUUCCAGCGUUUCAGCAAUUAAUCCAUUGUCUACCGUCAGUCCCACCGUCAGCCCCAGCCCUCAUGACCGUCGCACAUUCGGCUACAACUCUCAAGACCUUAGAGACUCCCCAAGACCCGCCGAUAUAUUAGCGGGCAAAGUCUUUUGGGACGAGAGUGAUGAGUUUGACCAUCCUGAUGGUCGAAUAGGGCAGAAUAGCAGUGUCACCGUCUCUAGGGGCGGUGCUCCUAUCAUGGGUCAAUUUUCUACGGAGAGCGAUAGCCCGCAAAAAACAGCGAUAUUGACCGGUUCGAACAAAGAUAUUCCGUCGCCUUUCCCUCGUCUGCUACGUAAUAAGGGAAGGUUGAGAUCAUCUAGUACUGGAAGCUUCAGCAGUAUGGACUUCCGCGGUCGCGCUACUUCUCGGCCAUCAUCUCUAUCAAUAUCAACAUCCUCUUCGUUCCCUGUACCGUCAUCAGAAGAACCCCUCUCACAAACAUCACCAGAGCUACCUCCUACUGAGCCAUUUGAUUUAGACGAUGUCUUAGACUCCUCUUAUCUUGACUCGGAACCAUCUGACAACCACAUUUUCUCGAGUACGGCGAGCGAAGGCGAGUCACAUAGGCACAUGCAAAACCUUAGCCGUUGGGACCGCAUCCCAAUGGGCACUUUCCGUCGUACUCGCGAAACCACGUCAAUCACAGGCGAUGUGGGUGGUUCUUCCAACUGGUCUUCCGAGCCCCAAAAUGCCAAUACUGCGUCCGAUGCUUUAUCAUACACAAACAUGAUGAAGAGUAGCCCCCUAAGCACGAUGCUCUGGCAUGGCAAGGGUCAAAAUGCAAAAGGCUCUCGGCGUAAGUCCAAGGCCCAUAUGAAUGUAAUCAUCUCCCCGGUCCUUCUACCAAUACGUGACGGAGAUCGUACUCCUACUCUGGCUGCAACUGAUCAGACUCUUCACACAAACUCUCAUAACCAUCAGCAAAAAAGCCGCAAAGAACUACGAAGGGAGAUGAAGAUGAAACGAAAAAAUUGCGGCCCUGUUCACCAGCAUCAUCGUCAUCAUCAACAACAACAUCAUUAUCACCAUCACCUUCCUAAUAUGAAGUCUCGAAGCACUGCUUCCAUGCAGCGCACAAAUUUCUUCAGUUCUCCUUCGUCUGUUCCACCUCUGAAUAUUUGAAGUCCGCUCGGUAAUGUCUUUCUACUUUUCGACCCCAACUUUGUUCCAUCCUUGAUUCAGUCUCUCGGGUUUGUUUGUAAAUCGUCACGUAUUUAAUUCAUGUUCUGACACAACCCUUCAUCUACAUUUCGUGUUUGUUUUCCCCACCUUUUACUGGAUUCCGUUCAUUAUAUCCAGUGCACUUAUUUGCUUCUGUGAUCCUCCGCUCCCUUUCUCUCUCUGAUCUCCUUGUAUUCAAGCAAUCUCCUCGUUUGACGUUUCUCUUCACUUCGACUCUGGCAAUUAAUAUUGUCAGGACGUAGAAACUGCUGUACUCACUGACAAUGUUAGUUAAGCUGUAAUUGCAAUGAUCCAAAAUGAAAUGUACUCUAGUUUCAACAAAGCUUCUCAAUCUGCGAGUUAUUUUCUG
This is a messenger RNA of Serpula lacrymans var. lacrymans S7.9, 2719 nucleotides long. RefSeq lists its product as uncharacterized. The record is from RefSeq and is a predicted model, not a curated record. Lineage: Eukaryota; Fungi; Basidiomycota; Agaricomycetes; Boletales; Serpulaceae. Bases 325 to 2310 code for a protein of 661 amino acids. The transcript is spliced from 2 exons.